AUGGCCUGGAAGUUAACCAAUAAACUGUACCAAUACUAUCAGUUGUCUACUAGUUUUCUAUAUGUAGCACUGCUCUCACGAUGGAUCAUCAUAUUUCCAUUAGUAGGAGUGAAAUUUUUACCAGGAGGAAUACAUGAAUUCUUGAUGUAUUUGUUGUUCUUUUCAUCGGUGAUUGAAAUAUUAUGGUUGUUCAAGUUUCGUGGAUUUACAGGUGCCUUCAGGAAGAGAACAAUAUAUAAGGAUUUGAAUUUUUUAUAUGUGGUCCUUGUAUUACAUUUUCAUGACGAUUACGAACAUGCAUUAGUAUUAAAGAAUAUCAGUUACUCGACGUUUAUUGUUGGAGUGGCAAUAAGUCAGGCUUACUCUCAUGGUACUCAAAUAUUUAAAAGAGCACCGAAUUACAAAAGGAAAACUCUACUGUGGAAACUUGAUACAUUCAUUGCUUUGCCAAUGUUAUAUUGCAGUGAGUUUGUAUUACUUUUACUUAACCAAAGGUUCCCCAACUUUCAUACAACAGAGUACCUAGAUCAGUUCAACAAAUUCAUCAUGAUCAUCUAUUUCCCAUUUGCAUUGACCUGUUACAGGAAAUAUAUUGCUAGAAGUUAA
Messenger RNA from Maudiozyma saulgeensis, 606 nucleotides. The record is from the annotation of a GenBank genome assembly. NCBI's taxonomy places the organism in Eukaryota, Fungi, Ascomycota, Saccharomycetes, Saccharomycetales, Saccharomycetaceae.